Molecule: messenger RNA, 2680 nt
Organism: Stylophora pistillata
Lineage: Eukaryota; Metazoa; Cnidaria; Anthozoa; Scleractinia; Pocilloporidae
Product: neuroglobin
Molecular function (GO): heme binding; oxygen binding
Source: RefSeq, a predicted model, not a curated record
AACCACACUGUAUAACUAAGGUAUGUUUUAACAAAAUGCUCUGUAUGUCUAUUGAGAAAAACAUUCUUUUCUUUGUAGAAAGCCAAACCUUUGCAAAACCUUGUUACGGAGCUGAAUAUUCUAAGUGGUCUAACCGAGUCAGAUUCUCCGUGACGAUUACUCCCUGAUACGAAUUAACUCGACCCAAAAUUCUUUCAUUGAUUGUCAAGAUCACUUUGCUGAAAUAAAUAAUGUUUUUCGGACCACCCAUGGGCAUUACAGUUAGAUUUCGAAGCAUUGAGUGUCAGUUUAUGGUCAAUCAGCCACCGUAAUAGUCUGACCUCAUUAGCAAAGUCGGUCUGCCAUUUAAAAGCUUAAGAGCAGUGUAAGGCUGUAUCAUCAGCACAUAAGGUGAGAAUGCCAUUCUCAAGGUUGUUGGGCAGAUCAUUGAUGUAAAUGGUUAACAGGUAAGUGCCUAAAAUUGACCCUUGAGGUACAACUCUCGACCUUUUUCUAGCAGAAGACGAAGCCAGUCAACAACUGCCUGUCCUGAUGCUGUGGUCUAUCCUUUGCAAUUAUCUGUUCUGUCUGGGUCGGUUGGGAUGGGAAAUACUUGAAGGUAUAUAUUGAAAAUAUUAACUGAUUAAGCCAACCUAACAAUCCAAUGAAGAAACAGAGCAGACGGAGACAAAGUAUUCACUUUUUUUCACGUCACAGAAAUUACCGACAUACGCCACAGAGAUAAGAAAACAGAUCGAAAAAAAAAAAAAAAAAAGAAAAGAAAACUUUAGAGAAUAGAUUAAAAUUAGACCAAGUGCUAUAAGUGUUGGUUUAGAACUACUGCGAUGUCUAAUAUUGCUUAUUCUGGUGAUCUCCUAAUGUAGAUUUGGAGGCUACUGUUUCACAGGCUCAUCAAAACUCUUUCUCCGGCAUUUCAAUGUACUUCCUCUCGUGAAGAUAGAUAUGUUUCUAUGAAAGCAACUGACCAUAAUUCAUGGAAGGUCGUAAAAUCUCAUUGGUUAUUUCCAAGACAACUGGAAAUAGUAAUAUUUUGUAUUUGGGACUUUCAGCUUUUAGCGCAUCUAUUGAAAGAAAAGAACUUUACAAUAGCACAUCCAUUAAGAUGGUGCAUUGCUUGUCUUAUUAAAAUUCACCGCUAAAAGUAAUAUGGACAUAUUAUUUUUAGCGAGGCUUUUAAUUUAUGACAAUCAUAAGUAACCAGAGAUCAGAACUUUGAAACCUAUAUUGACAAACUUCACCGGACCAGUGGACGUUAAUACUUAAACGGGAAGGUAAGUUUAAGAGUACACAUAGAAGUAACAAUACACUAUAGCCACUGAAAAUGAAUUUCAGUAGAUCUAUCUUUCCUAAGACAAAUCAAACUUAUGAUUGGAUUAACGACAAUUUCCUUCAAACAGGAAAUAUCAUUGGAGACAAUCAACAAUUAAUGUUUGUAGGACUUACGAAAAUGGAGGAAGCUCCGCAUGAUUCUUCUGUGUCUCUUAAACUCAACCAAUUAUUUCAUCUCUGUUUCAAUCGAGAGAGAACACCCUGAAAGCUUUGAAAGAAAAGCUAUCUGAAUGGACUCGACCCCAACCUUCUAUCUGACAAUUUGCCAGUCUCCUUUAUCCUCAGAGAGCAGAUGAUAACUCGAGCAGCUAUGGAAAACACAGCCGGCGGCAAUCUGACUCCCUCGCCAAAAGCACUUAGUGAAGAUGACAAAGUUCUUGUCAGGGACACGUGGAGGGAAGCGGCAAAACCAGAGGUCCAAGCAGGACAGAAACUAUUCAAGAGGAUAUUUCAAAUUGCUCCCGAAGCCUUGAACUAUUUCUCCAGCUCCGACCUAGACAGCGACGAAUUCCAAAGUCAUAUCACGUCAGUUAUCAGUACCUUAGAUAAAGCUUUACAAAAUCUAGACGACCUAACCCCUUUAUUACCUACUCUGGAGAGACUAGGAACGAUUCAUGCCAACAUGGGGAUAAAAAGGCAUCAGCUUAACGUAGUGAAACAAGCAUUGCUGUUCACACUUUCACAAGAACUAAGAGACCUCUUCACUGAUGAAUGCCACAAGGCCUGGGCGCUGACAUUCGACAUUUUGGCGGAUGCCAUGGCGACAGGAAUGGAUCCUUAUAGCAAAGAUUAGUCAGACUUACGAAACCUUUCUCGCAACUGAGGUCAAUGAACAGGAAAAAGCGAAAAAAGUUGGGAAACCAGUAGGAGCUAAUGUGUCACGUUAUGACAUUCCUGUAACUCAAUCUGGAAGGCAACAACCAUUAAAAGCAGCAUUUAAAAAAAGUUCUUUAUGUAUUUAAAAGUUCUCUUAGUUUUAAACCAUUUAAUCGUAAUUAUGUAUGACGACUCCAGGAUUAACAAUUGAACCAACUGAGCGCGUUUCGUUGUUGUGUGUCAUGAAGCUAAACUCAUAGCAAUUGUCACAGCCAAUCAGAACAAAGGAGGAGGCAGGCACUCGAGGGAGCCAAUGAGAACUCAAUGUAAAUGAUCAGAAGCGCAGGAAAACGUGCGUGAUUAAGUCGCAGCAAGUUUUAGUUUGAUUCUGAUUGCUCGGGAAGGUAGCGAGCGUAAGUUUUCCAAACCAAUCACAAAUCAAAACCAACGAAUCCCAGAGCAAAUUCAAGACUCAGUUGAAAAUAACGAAAUGUUCUCAGUUUUUGUCAAGACUUCUUCGCAGAUAAAAACAGCG